Ectocarpus sp. CCAP 1310/34 is the source of this 1839-nucleotide messenger RNA. The record is from the annotation of a GenBank genome assembly. Lineage: Eukaryota; Phaeophyceae; Ectocarpales; Ectocarpaceae.
AUGGGGUUUUGGACCACAUGUGUGAAAAUUAUAUCGAGCUCAUCAAGACAACCUCUCCUUCACGUCGUGUCGAAACGGAAGGUCGUUCGGUCGGAGGGUGCAGAUUCCACCGCUCCUGCUCUCGAGCGCUCAGAAUCCGCGACUAUCACCGAAGAAGCUACCGACAACCUCGUCCGCCGGCUGGAGGCCAGCGACGACGAAGGCGAUAGCGAUGAAGAGGGAUGCGACACCCAUGGUGGCGCGUGGAGGUCGCUCCAGUACGCCAGCUACAUGACAGGUAUGCAUCACUUCGUCAAGGAGAAACAUCGAGCUCAGGGAUACCUCGCCGCUGAGCUGGCCAAAGCCGACCACGAGAUGGGCGAAGGACAGCAAGACCCCACGAAGCGGCCCACCCUGGAGGGCGAUAUCGAGCACUACUCGGUCCAAAAGCAAAUCACUCGUCGCCUCAACAAGAAGAGCCCCGGCUUCCUCGCCGCCGUCGGCAUGAUCUGGAACGCCACGCGAGCGGAGAUGAUCAGCAGAUUGGGCGAGCCAUCGAUUGCCGCUGCGCCCGCAUCGGGCCCUUCUCCUCCUGCCGCUGCUACGCAAGGGGCUGGUGGGGAUGGGGAUGGGGUUGUUGACCAGGAUGCUGGCGGGAUUGACGAGGCUGCGUUCGUGUGCCUGAUGGUGAAGGUCCACUACCUCAUCAUUUGUCCUCCGGUUAACCCCGAUGCCGCGUACAAGAACGCCCGCAACGACUGGGCCAAGGACAACGCCAGCGGCAGCCCGACCAUGAGCUACGAUCUUUUCGUCGCGUCGAUCUUCGAGCUGGCAAAUGAUCUAUUGAAGUCUUUGGAGAGGUCGUGCUCGCCUAUGUGGACCGAUUGCCCCCACCAAGAAGAAGGAGGCGUCGUCGACAUCUGGACGGAAACGCUGGAGGCGUCAGAGUACGACGCGCUCGCCAUGAUGAUCGCGAAGGGGGUCACGACGGAAGUGGACACUCCCACGCAGACAAGGCCCGACGUCGAGGAUGGGCGGGGCUCGGUGGCCGGGUUGAUGGCCUCGGUCACGGACGAGAGGAAGAAUAGCCUAGCGAGGUUAACGAGGCGUGUGUACCCCCGCAUACCAAACCAUCUCCCUGCUUCUUGUGUCGUUUCAUCCUCGCUACCACGAAAACAAACCACACCACGAAGGCGAUACGUGCUCAAGGCCGACGAGGAGAUCGUCUACGACCCGUACAUCACGAGAGAACCGGUCUACAUGGAAGAUAUCGAGGAACAGGACGGGGGCACCGCUGGAGGGGGCGAAAACGUGUCGAGGGGGAUAUAUGAAAAGGGCGGCGGCGGCGGCGGCGGCACUGAAGCGGGCGGGGACGAGCUGCGGGGCGGCGCAGGGGCAGGGGCAGGGCGAAAAAAACCGCGGAAACCGGGGCAAAUGAGGUUCGGUGGGGCCAGAAAGACUGGAUCCUCGGGGUCUCCGGACCGGGAUUACGCGGACGACGGCGGAGCGGGCGCGGCCGUUUCUAGCCUCGCGCAGCAGGCCGGCCGGUCUCCUAAGGUAGCCUUGCUGAGCGCGGAGCGCGUCAACGCGGCCAUCGCCAAGAUUUACUACUCCAAGAUGCAGGUCGACCGGAAGCUUCUCAUACGAGAUGGCAGCCUCUCUUGGGUGGACAAGAGCAGGCGAAAAAAAGACCAGAGGAUGGACCGUUUCGUCCUGCAGUUUCACGUUCGACAGUUCGGAACUAAGAAGCUGGCUCGUCGAAACCUCCACCAGCUCUGCAAGAGCAUCGCCAAGCUCGCACCCACCAACCCACGAAUAGCGGCGAGUAGAAAGACGCACAGUUGCCUCUACACGAUGUAG